GAUGACGGUGACGAUUCAAUUCACCUUGACUCUAAUUUCGUCACACAGGAUGUACAUGCUGGCAUACAGUCAGUGUUCCAACAAUUUCGGCGACUGGCGCGGCAGGGUGAGUGAAAUUCUCGAACAAAACUCGUUGAUUCAACAUAACGACUCCCACAGUUGCCUUAUCAUCUACGACACACUUAAUUGGAUGGGUGAGGUUGUAAAUGUAAUACUGGGCGUCAUCAUGAUCGCUCGGUUGCAUGCCAUGUAUCAGAGAUCUAGAAAGAUCGGUUUCUUCUUUUCGACACUCUCAGCGGACAUAUAUUCCCUGGACCCUCAGAUUUAUCUUGGUCUCGCUGAGAUAUUCCAGGUCGUGCAGAUGUUUGUGCUAGGACCACGCCUCAUCCUCGGUGUUGGAGAAUAUCACGCUGAGCUCGUGGCCAACUCUAAUACAGCAACCGCAAUGACUUCAAUUGCUUUUCAGGAGCGCGUCCAUCAGAUGGUCCAUGUAUCAAAUAGCAGUAGGAGCGGGAAAAUGCACAUUUACUGUGAGGUUGUUCAUUCAAAGCGGCUUGCCACUUCAGGAACGAGAACAACGGACAUGGAUGAGGGUGAUGGAGAUGGCAGCAACAAAGCAAGUGCAUACUACCGCGACAGUUGCAACAUUUUCACGAUGCCCGCGUCCAAGCUAAUCGCAUUGGCAAAGACUCGACGGUUAGGCGGCUUACUACGGCCUUGCAAGGGUGUGACAGUCUCACAGGUGCUUGUUUCCGCAUGCUGCACUUGCAAGAGGCGAGAGGUCAGCGAGAGGUUGUGGGAGUUGCGUGAGGCGCUUGCAGGUCAACCGGUCAUCUGCAGCGGUCUGCAAGCAAGGAAUGCACUGAGUGUGACACGAAUUUACUGGUAUACCUAG
Messenger RNA from Suillus subalutaceus, 895 nucleotides. RefSeq lists its product as uncharacterized. NCBI's taxonomy places the organism in Eukaryota, Fungi, Basidiomycota, Agaricomycetes, Boletales, Suillaceae. The record is from RefSeq and is a predicted model, not a curated record. The transcript is spliced from 10 exons. The annotation marks the transcript as partial.